Molecule: messenger RNA, 1107 nt
Organism: Aspergillus nomiae NRRL 13137
Lineage: Eukaryota; Fungi; Ascomycota; Eurotiomycetes; Eurotiales; Aspergillaceae
Exons: 2
Coding region: 1-1107 (368 amino acids)
Source: RefSeq, a predicted model, not a curated record
AUGGUCAUUUGCCUGUGCGACUGUUACUUGUGCUUGGACCGUUCUUUGUCGACACUUUACCCAAGUAGACCAGUACCAGAUAUUGGAAGAAAUGUUGCACCCGCCGGGGGAAAUUCGGCUUUGGGCAAGACUCCAAACUACGCAGAUUCCCAAUUGACAAUCCAGUAUCAGAUAGGGCUCGAGAUUGUAGUCGUUGGACCGGCAGGCCAAAUCUACAACGUCGAUGAUGGUCUUGUUUUGAAGGCUUGCAGAGUAUACCAACCUGCUUCGAGCAACGAUACACCCCGGGCCUUCUGGGACUAUGCUUCAGAAACCCUUUUCCACUUUGGCCUCUUGAAGGAUGAGAAAACAGUUUUUCGCUUACUGAUAGAGCAUCCUCAUCCGAAAAUCAUCGAAGCCAUUGACAUUGGUCACCCUGAAGGUAUCCACCUACGCAAGUACCAGCCACUUUCCGGCGCUUUACCCAGCACUCAGCCCGAUCGUAUUGCUUGGUAUCAGGACAUUAUGCGCGCCCUCGUUCAUCUCCAUCGUUUUGAUAUCGCUCAUUCCGAUCUACGUAAGGAUAAUAUACUGUCUGAUCAAAAGGGCCACGCCUUACUGGGUGGUUUUAGUGCAAGUUGUCCCUUUGGACAUCCCAAUCCAUCACGUCCAGUCCUCCUGAAUGGUCCGUCAGAAACCAUCCCCGAUGCAACAGAUCGAUUUGCCAUGGGCUCGCUGAUCUACGAAUUGGAGACUGGGGUCCGUCCCGAGAUAUCGGUCGACAAUCACGGCUCUCUAUCCUUACCCCUCGUUCAUACAGGUCAUGAUGGAUUAGACCCUAUGAUCGAAAAUGCUUGGCGUGGAAAAUACGAGUCUACCGCCGAUAUGCUGAAGCAUACCGAGCUACUACUGAAUGCUGGCCAUGAUAGCCGCGGCCCAGUUGAAUAUAAAGAAGAGUUAAUCGGGCGUAUUAACCAGUGGAGGAGACGCCGAGUAGAGAAACAUGGCUGCAUCCUCUAUUCGUUACCAAACGAGACUCAGGUGAAGGAUCUCGCAGAGCGGUAUGGCUGGGAUAUAAAUGAGGAGCUCCGUUUACAUGAUUUUCAUGCUGUCGGAUCUUCCGAUUGA